Molecule: messenger RNA, 3709 nt
Organism: Pristis pectinata (smalltooth sawfish)
Lineage: Eukaryota; Metazoa; Chordata; Chondrichthyes; Rhinopristiformes; Pristidae
Product: glutamate decarboxylase 1
Exons: 17
Coding region: 316-2100 (594 amino acids)
Biological process (GO): GABA biosynthetic process
Cellular component (GO): presynaptic active zone; cytoplasm
Molecular function (GO): glutamate decarboxylase activity; pyridoxal phosphate binding
Source: RefSeq, a predicted model, not a curated record
AACGGGCGAUUCACACUUUUAAAGCAGCAAAUCAAACGUACUUCUGAAAAAAAGGUCAUGCUGAAUGGAUUUUUUUUGUUCUUGAUUUAUAUUCCGACGUCGUUUCCCUUGGAGUAUUAUAAGCGUCCUUCAUGCUGACAGAAACUUGCAUGUCUACAGAUGUAAUUUAGUUGUUGGGAGCCAAUUGGUUGGAGGCUGCUACCUGGGCAUCUUCGCGACACGAAGCCUGUGACUUCGUGCCGUACAUUGAAGAGAAAGGAUUCUAAAGAAGGCGUCAGCCCCAUUUGACUAAGGACUUUGCAUCUGCCAGAACCGAUGGCAUCUUCCGCUCCUUCAUCCUCCGGUACGAGUCAGGAUUCCAACUCAACAAAUUUACGGCCGGGGGACAGAAAUACAACCUAUGAUACUUGGUGCGGAGUUGCUCAUGGAUGUACAAGAAAACUUGGUCUGAAGAUCUGCGGUUUUUUGCAAAGGACGAACAGCAUCGAGGAUAAAAGCAGGACGGUAAGUUCACUGAAGGAUCGGCAGUCUUCCAAGAACCUGAAUUCCAGUGAAAACAGCGAUAGAGGCUCGAUAUUCAGGCGCACGGAAACUGAUUUUUCCAAUCUCUACGCUAGAGACUUAUUACCAGCUAAAAAUGGGGAAGAGCAAACUACACAAUUCCUUCUGGAAGUGGUUGAUAUUCUUCUCAAUUAUAUAAAGAAAACUUUCGAUAGGUCCACGAAAGUUCUGGACUUCCAUCAUCCACACCAACUCUUGGAGGGAAUCGAAGGCUUUAACCUAGAGCUUUCGGACAACCCUGAAUCUCUUGAGCAGAUACUGGUUGACUGCAGGGACACGCUUAAGUAUGGCGUUAGGACAGGGCAUCCUCGGUUCUUCAACCAGCUUUCUUCUGGUCUUGACAUUAUCGGUUUGGCCGGAGAAUGGCUUACCUCAACAGCUAAUACCAACAUGUUCACGUAUGAAAUAGCACCAGUGUUUGUCCUCAUGGAACAAAUUACACUGAAGAAAAUGCGAGAGAUAAUUGGUUGGCCCAAUGGGGAUGGUGAUGGAAUCUUUUCACCUGGAGGAGCUAUAUCAAACAUGUAUAGUAUAAUGGCUGCUCGAUAUAAGUAUUUCCCAGAUGUUAAAUCCAAAGGAAUGACUGCAGUUCCUAAACUGGUUCUCUUCACAUCAGAAAAUAGUCAUUACUCAAUAAAGAAAGCAGGGGCUGCACUUGGAUUUGGAACAGACAAUGUGAUUUUAUUAAAAUGUGAUGAAAGGGGGAAGAUAAUGCCAGCUGAUCUGGAAGCAAAAAUUAUUGAAGCUAAACAGAAGGGAUAUAUUCCAAUUUACGUCAAUGCAACUGCAGGAAAUACAGUCUAUGGUGCAUUUGAUCCCAUUGAAGAAAUUGCAGAUAUAUGUGCUAAGUAUAAUCUUUGGCUCCAUGUUGAUGCUGCAUGGGGAGGUGGACUUCUGAUGUCCAGAAAGCAUCGCCAUAAAUUGAAUGGGAUUGAAAGGGCCAAUUCAGUUACUUGGAAUCCCCACAAGAUGAUGGGUGUUUUGUUGCAGUGUUCUGCUAUCCUUGUCCGAGAAAAGGGUAUCCUCCAAGGCUGCAAUCAGAUGUGUGCAGGGUAUCUAUUCCAACAAGACAAACAAUACGAUGUAUCCUAUGACACGGGAGAUAAAGCUAUACAGUGUGGUCGCCACGUGGACAUUUUCAAGUUUUGGCUGAUGUGGAAAGCUAAGGGGACAGUGGGAUUUGAAAACCAAAUUAACAAGUGCUUGGAUCUGGCGAUGUACCUUUAUAACAAGAUUAGAAAGAGGGAAGGAUAUCAAAUGGUAUUUGAUGCAGAACCUGAGCACACAAAUGUUUGCUUCUGGUACAUUCCACCAAGUUUCCGUGACAUGCCAGAUUGUGAAGAGAGAAAGGAAAAGCUUCACAAGGUUGCUCCAAAAAUAAAAGCACAAAUGAUGGAAUGUGGCACCACAAUGGUUGGAUAUCAGCCUCAAGGAGAUAAAACUAACUUCUUCCGCAUGGUCAUUUCAAACCCAGCUGUAACAAAAUCUGAUAUCGACUUCCUCAUUGAGGAGAUAGAACGACUGGGACAGGAUUUGUAAUUGGUUAAAUUGGUUUUGUUUGCUAUUACUAGGCGAUGCUUUCUGUUGAAACUGAUUACAAUGUACAAUAAAUGUGUUAUUUGAAGAUCUGUGCGACACAUUGCAGUACUGUCAGGCAGUAUGUAAAUCUAUUCCUUAGCCAAUCAGUAUUUAUUAGAAGUAAUUAUUUAAGAGAUACAAAAUCUAAAUACAUAUUGUACCUACAUGUGAGCCUCAGCGUGUAUGUUCCUUUGAAAGAGCCCAGCAAUCUGAACUGUGAGUACUGUGGACAAUGUGCAGUGAAUUUAACCCCUAGAGGUAAAAUGUAACUCUAUCAUAGUAGACUUACCUAGACUGUGCAGAUCCUUUUCGUAGCUACACUGUGUAUGGUGCUUUUUGUCAUAAUGUAAAAUUAUGGAGUGUGAAGCACCAAAUUUUAUUCUAGAUGAAUUACCCCUUUAGUUGUGAUUUUGGGGUAAGAGUUGCAUAAAUACUGUAACAGAUAGGAACUAAAUGUCUUUCUAGAAAAAUAUUAAUUUUGUGUAGAUUGUGUAUACAAACGUUAACUGAUUUUUGUGAAAAGGAAUAAAUGUAAUAGUUUUACAGUAACAAAUCUGUUUAAAUAUGUAGGUAUAUAACAAAAUAUUUGCUUAUUUAUAUCCAGAAAUUUACUGUCUUACAGAGGUGUCUAGUAUUUUCUUCCAUUUGUAUGUACUGUAUCUUUAUUUAUAUAAUAUGAUAUCAAAGGAGUUCUAAAUAAUGUUUAUGGUAUUUUAGUGUAUAUGUGAGCCAAAGAAUACAGCAAAAUAAUAGUGAUAAUAGCAUUUCUAUUUAGUGUGGCAGUUGUGCAGCCUUUAAAGUAAUGUGGAAUAUAUUGCUGCACUUAUUGAACACAAAGUAUGACAUAAAAUUGAAAACUGUCUUAAAUGUACUGUAGUUUGUGACUUUACUCACAAGUUGGUACGUGGAUUUUCAGAUAUGGUGACUAGAUAUGUUAACUAUUGUUUAGUGUAGAGCUUUUUCUUAAGGCAGAAGUCCAAGUGCAGAAAACAUGUUUGUAGUUGUAGUUCAUCAAGCACCUACAAAACACACCCAGGGAAGAGAAAAAUAUUGCAGCAUCAUAAAUCCUUGUUUUUAAUCCAAGUUCUGUAAGCUGAAGAGAGUCAGCAAGACCUAUUACUGGAGAGACCAAUUUUACUAUUUUAAUAAGUCGAAGGGUUUGGAUUUGUACAAAUCUGGUGCAAUUCACACUUUUAUUACUGUAGAAGUUGAUUCAAGCUUAUCAUUUGUUGUAUUUGUUAGAGUACAGAAAUCUUGAUAAUUUCAAUGGGUAUUUAAAUUUAAUUUGGCUUGGGCAAGUUUUGGUUAAUCUAAACCAAACAGCCAAAUUGAAGCUAGUUUUUCAUCCCUAAGAGCUAAACUUUUCAAUUCAGAAGUUGAAACAUGUUUUUUGAGACAGUGUUAUCUAUGUACAAUUCUCCCAACCAUGGUGUAGAAUAAAGAAUAAAGUGGGAAAAUGUUGUCAAAUACUGUUACAAUAAAUUCAGUGUUUUAUUACAUCUGCUGUACAAGCAUUAUAACAAAAAGGAAUUAUUUUAAGGAAAUAACCUUGCAAACUGAGCUGAUAAUU